Messenger RNA from Octopus bimaculoides (California two-spot octopus), 5276 nucleotides. Its product is annotated as SEC14-like protein 5. NCBI's taxonomy places the organism in Eukaryota, Metazoa, Mollusca, Cephalopoda, Octopoda, Octopodidae. Gene Ontology annotation, cellular component: cytoplasm. The record is from RefSeq and is a predicted model, not a curated record.
CCAAUCCGACGUUGACAUUGUCAAUAGAACAAAACAAAUCAUGACGGAACUGCGAGACGAUAAUUGAAUGAACAUUCUGUGAAUCUCUUCCUCCUCUUUUUUUUUUCUUUCUUUUUUUCUCUCUCUCUGUCUCUCCGUCUAUCAGUUACUUCAAUACCCUAAAGGAUAAGCAGCAGAAUGGUUCACAAAUACCAGUCCCCUGUCAGGGUCUACAAAUACCCUUUUGAAUUUGUAAUGGCGGCCUAUGAGAAACGGUUUCCUACUUGCAAAAUGAUACCGGUAUUCCUUGGCAGUGACAUCAUAAGUGAUGAAACCAGUGAAGAUGGGGCCAUUCAUGUAGUCCAGAGAAGGUGUAAACUUGAUGUUGAUGCUCCCUACAUACUGAAAAAGCUUGCUAGUGUUGACUAUGUCUAUUUUAUGCAAUGUAACACCCUGGAUCGUCGCAACCGUACCCUGAAGAUUGAAGCAUACAACGAAAGCUUUUCAUCUAGAGUUACUGUUAAAGAGCAAUGCUUUUACUCAGUACACCCUGAAAAUCCUGACUGGACGUGUUUUGAACAGACUGCUAGUCUUGAUAUCAAAUCAUUCUUUGGAUUUGAGAGCACACUGGAAAAAAUAGCAAUGAAACAGUAUACACUUAACAUUAAAAAGGGUAAAGAAGUAAUAGAAUACUACAUCAACGAAUUACAGAAGGAGAAUAUUACAUAUAUCCCACCUUGGACAGAGACUAAGAAGGAAGGAAAGAGCGCUGAGGAGUGUUCAGGUUUGGCUAAAGGGAUGAAAACACUUAGCUGCCAAGAUGCUGAUGUUUGUACUACAUCUGAUGCUGCCUCUUCACUCUACAGUCAGGCAGAGGGAACAUCGAAAAAUGCUGAAGAUAAGAGAACACAAGCUGAAGAUACUUCUAUCGAAGCUGACAAAAAAAAUAAAAAAUCUGUCAAACUUGAAUGUUCUGUGAAUUCAGGAAAGCUUGAAGCAGAAUAUAUUCAACGAUGUCUUGGUCACUUAACCCCUCUUCAGGAAAGUCAACUUGUACAAUUACGGCAGUGGCUACAAGAAACGCACAAAGGAAAAAUUCCCAAAGAUGCUCACAUUCUUCGCUUUUUACGAGCCCGACAGUUUAAUAUUGAAAAAGCCAGAGAAAUGCUGGUUCAUUCUUUAGCUUGGCGUAAACUUCACAAUAUUGAUCAUCUUCUUGAUAAUUAUCGACCAUCACAGGUCAUCCAAAAAUAUUACCCUGGUGGAUGGCACUUCUCAGACAAUGAUGGCCGUCCAAUAUACAUACUCCGGUUAGGACAGAUGGAUGUGAAAGGUUUGAUGAAAGCAGUUGGUGAGGAAACUGUACUGAAACAUGUUAUAGCUGUAAAUGAAGAGGGUGUACAGCGAGCUGCUGCUGCAACUGAGCAACUUGGAUACCCAGUUAGUGGUUGUACUUGGAUCAUGGACUUAGAGAAUCUGAGCAUGCGACAUCUAUGGCGGCCAGGCAUAAAAGCUCUGCUAAGAAUUAUUGAAAUUGUUCAAGCCAACUAUCCAGAAACUAUGGGGCGUCUAUUAAUUGUCCGUGCCCCACGUGUAUUCCCGGUGCUAUGGACUCUAGUUAGUCCUUUUAUUGAUGAUAAUACCAGAACGAAAUUCAUGAUUUUUGGAGGAAAUGAUUAUCAAGGUCCAGAAGGAAUAACAGAAUUCAUCAACAAAAAAUAUGUCCCUGAUUUCCUUGGUGGUGACUGUUUUGGCUGCAAAGAAGGAAGGGAUACACAGUUGGAGACCACGUGUCAUAUACCAGAUGGUGGCGUUGUUCCUAAGUCCCUAUACAUGAAAGAUGAUGAUGCUGAUAAAUCACCUGAUGAACCAACCUUUGCUACAGAUAGUAUCUAUCAGACAACUCAUGUUGUUAAAGAUUAUCCACAUGAGGUUUUAAUCCAAGUACCCCAGAAAAACUCAGUGAUCACAUGGGACUUUGAUAUCUUGAAAGGUGACAUUACUUUCACUGUGUUCCGGUGUAUGAAGCAGUUACAUGAACCCAUUCACACUCACCAUGUAACAGGAGCAACGGCAGGUAUUGGUUCUGUGCAGUACAUUGAGAAAUCAAUGGCUGUUGGUGCUGAGUUGAGCAUUGUUGAGCCCCCUCAUAUAUGUCGUGAUGGUGAUAGUAUACAGGGAUCCAUAGUAACAGGUCAACCUGGCAGUUAUAUCUUACAGUGGAAACAUUUUGAUUCAGCUAAACCUUCAUUUGACUUCCCACUCUCUUCACACAAGUCCAAAGUCAUGUAUUAUACUGAACUGCUGAAGUCAGAAGCUUUCAAGGGCUCCAUGAGCAGCCUUCAAUCCUUUCAAAGUAGCAUUUCUUCUCUGAGCAUUGGAACUAAUCAGAGCAGCCAAUCGGGCCUGAGUAGCUGUCCGUCCAGAUCUUUGAAAUGACAUCCAGGAAUGGAAUUGCCCAGCUGAUUUAGAUUUCCAAUUUACUCCAAAAGAGACAAGGGAAUUUUGUAAAAUGUAACAGAUGGCUUGGAAAUGUCUUUUGUUAUAAAUUUCCAGACAAAAACUAUUACCUUCUGAAAUAUGCAAAUCAAUAUGAUGAACUGAAAGCAUCUUCAAAAGCUUCUAUUUGGUGAUAGGCAGCCACAUUUAAACCAAUUCUGUUGUUUGUGCUCAUGUACUAUUUAGCCUAGCAUCAAAAAAGAAAACAAAAAUCAAUGUAGAAAGGACUACAUCUGAUUUUAGGUUGUUGAAGGUUAAUUCUGCUUAAUAUGUUUAUUGUUAAUACAGUUGGUGCCAUUGAAGUACCAUCAGUUACCUAUAUUGGAUCAGUGAUGCAGGCUUUAGGUCUUCAGAUAAAAGUUUGCUGCUGCUUUGAUAGACAAUGGCAAUACAUUAAUACAAAACGUAUGUAUACAUAUUUAAGUAUAUUCUAUACAACAAACAAAAAUACUCUGUAUUUAUGUUGUGUGUGUAUACAUUAUGUAUAUAAAACCAUGUAUGUAUGUUUAUAGGUGAAUAUGAAGGUUAAUUUUAUGUUUGACAUAAUUUAAUAAUAGAGACAUAUGUAAAGUUACACAACCAUUGUAAGAUGCUGCGUGUGUAUGCAUGACUAUGUGCGUGUUUGCAUAUGUUUAUAUUUAUUUAAAGAAUUUCAACAACAUAUCACUCAAGAAUCUCAACACACUUCAAACCAUCUCUAAUCCAGACCAUUUUAUCAUAACUCACACCUUAGAAAUGACAACAGCAUAAUCUCAUACUCAGGUAACACACACACAUGCAUCAACAUAAUACUAGGAGGCUUCUAAUUCAACAGGUUUGGCAAAGCCAAUCAUUCUCCAAGCUAUAUCCAUAGCAGGAUUUGAACAAAAUACUCUUAAUCAGAUUUCUCACACUUGCCUUCUUCAUAUUCUGUCAUUAAACAAACAAGUAAUUAAUUCAUACUUAUCUUUUGAUGCCCAGAUACAGUUAAAGGAAAGCUCACAGGAAAUUGAUAGACUUUAUUUCCAGAAAUGCUGGACAAAUAAUUCCAAAUGCCCAGUUUUCAAUGCUAAUAGUAAAAUGUUACUGCAGGUCAAUAAACUACAUGUCAGUUAUGUCCCCUUUAUUUAUACAGAUAAGCUUUACCUUCUCUCUAUUGCUUAUUUACAGCUAGGACUGGGCCAUUUGUGAGUUAAGUGGCAUUAUGGCCAAUGAUACAGUGUUGUGUUUGUGAUACUACACGAAUCAUCAACAAUUCAAUUGGCAGCCUGAAGUCUUAGCAAUUCAUGCUGCUACAUCUCUUAUUUAAACAUCUGCAUUUAAGAAAACAUAUAUUUAUUUACAUCACAAAAAAUAAUGAUAAAUCAAGUCAAUUGCUUAUUUUCCAUAAUCAGAGAUAACCACUAAUAAAUAUUUCAUGUGAUUGAAAUCAUGAGAAGGAAAGAAAUGAGAAGAGCUAUUUAUGCAGUCAUCUAUCUAUAUAUAUAUAUAUCUCAAUGGCAAAUAAGAACAGAUAUUACUUCUGUAUUCAAAUGAAUGACCUUUAAUGGUGUGUGUGUGUGUGUGUGUGUGUGUGUGUGCAUGUUGGUGUAUUUGAAAACCAUGUAAUAUUUGAUUGCAGAUGAUAUCAAUAUUUCUGAUAACAGUAUGCUAGCUAGAUUAUGAUCUGCAAUUGUAAUAUGCAUAUUUUCUAUACUUCAGCUCAUCAUAUUCUCUACAUACCAUCAUUACAUAUCCAUUGAAUGCUAAUGAAAAUCAUCUUUUAUAGAAGUGGAAAUGUAGUUUUCAUAUAUUUUCUUCCGGAAUUGAAAUUAUCUUGCAUAUAUACAAGAAACUCUAAGGUUGUGAGUACUGGACUACUGACUACAUGGUCCCAAGUUCAAACCACAUGACAGCCAACACGUGACCCUGAGAAGGUCACCUAACUGCUAGUUUCAGUCUGCUGACAGACACAAUCUAAUCACAUCAACUCCACAGUUGUAGUGAUUAACAGUUGGAAGACAUUCUACUGUAAAUAUAAAGUAUACAUUUGUAUGUAGCUGCGAGAGAGAGAGAGAGAGAGAGAGAGAGAGAGAGAGUGUGUGUGUGUGUUGGUAUGUAGUGCAAGGGCUAGUAGCAUGUAGAGUGACUGGUAGUGUGGAGUGAAGUGACCAGUAGUGUGCAGUGGACAGUGCUUCUGUGUACAGGUGACACAUCUUUGAAUGUGUGGUGAUGGAACUGUUUGUGUGAGCAUGUCAAUGUGUGGUGAUGGAUAUGUUAGCAUACCAUAUCUAGGCUGUUGGACAAUUGUUUAAUAUAUUGUGACAAAGCUGUGGUGACAUAGUAGGCAGGCUAUUUUAGUAUUUUAGUAUGUGGUUUUUUAUCCGGUGACAACCAAGCCUUGUAUAUUCCCUCGCCAAAUAUAUCACUAUUUUUGUUGUCAUUAUCAUUAAUAAUAUUAGAGCAAUGGAGAUGGCCGAGGAAGUAGAACCAGAUUUCAUGUUUUACUGCAUUUAGUUUCAUUUCUCUGUUCUGAGGCUGACUUUGCCUUUUAUUCUCACAGGAUUGAUAAAAUAAGUACCAGUAAUAUGCUAUAUCAAUUCAACUGACUUUACCCAACCCAUUUUAAAAAAUUGGCCUUGUACCUAGUCAAAAGAAAAUCAUUAUUAUUAAUUAAUAUUUGUAUGUUUUUUUUCUUCAAUUUUUGUUAUUUCAUUUUAGACAUUGUUCCUUGAAUAAAAUGGUGAUUACUCAAGAGACAUAUUUCUCAAAAUGAAAAUAUUGUUCACCCUAAUUGUAUUAUUUUCGAUAAAUUGAGAGUUUCAUACAAAAGUCUAAAA